AUGUCUUCUGUAAGGACCUUGUCUGUGUCACUGCUCCUGCUGCUAAAUCUGGUGACUAUGGUGACUGCGGGAAUAAUAGUCCCACAAAAUCCAGGAUGUCCAAAUGCAGAGGACAAGAAUUUUCCCCAGACUGUGAGGCUCAACAUUAAUAUCAUUAACAGGAACACAAACUCCAGAAGGUCUUCACAUUACUACAACCGAUCCACCUCACCUUGGAACCUCCACCGCAAUGAGGACCCCGAGAGAUACCCCUCUGUGAUUUGGGAGGCUAGCUGCCGCUACAAGGGCUGUGUCAAUGCUGACGGGAAGGAGAACCUCCACAUGAACUCCGUCCCCAUCCAGCAAGAGAUCCUGGUCCUGAGAAGGGAGAAUGCACAUUGCCCUCGCUCCUUCCGGCUGGAGAAGAUGCUGGUGACUGUGGGUUGCACCUGUGUCACCCCCGUCAUACAACACAUGGGCUGA
Messenger RNA from Orycteropus afer afer, 462 nucleotides. RefSeq names its product interleukin 17A (gene IL17A). Gene Ontology annotation, cellular component: extracellular region. The transcript is spliced from 3 exons. Bases 1 to 462 code for a protein of 153 amino acids. The record is from RefSeq and is a predicted model, not a curated record. Gene Ontology annotation, molecular function: cytokine activity. Gene Ontology annotation, biological process: inflammatory response. NCBI's taxonomy places the organism in Eukaryota, Metazoa, Chordata, Mammalia, Tubulidentata, Orycteropodidae.